Molecule: messenger RNA, 754 nt
Organism: Effrenium voratum
Lineage: Eukaryota; Dinophyceae; Suessiales; Symbiodiniaceae
Source: the annotation of a GenBank genome assembly
GGAGGUACAUGUGGCGGAAAUGGAUGAGAGCCGUGCGGAGGGGGGGCGUAUGGUGGCACCCCAUGUGGUGGCACUCCGUGUGGCGGCGGUCCUCCUGGUGGUGCCCCGUGUGGUGGCACUCCAUGUGGCGGCGCUCCGUGUGGCGGCGGUGCUCCUGGUGGUGCCCCAUGUGGUGGCGCUCCGUGUGGCGGCGCUCCAUGUGGUGGCGGUCCGUGUGGCGGCGGUCCCUGAGGUGGCGCCCCAUGUGGUGGCGCUCCAUGUGGUGGCGCUCCGUGUGGCGGCGGUCCCUGGGGUGGAGCCCCAUGUGGCGGCGCUCCGUGUGGCGGCGGUCCCUGGGGUGGCGCCCCAUGUGGCGGCGCUCCAUGUGGUGGCGCUCCAUGUGGCGGAGGUCCCUGAGGUGGCGCCCCAUGUGGCGGCGCUCCAUGUGGUGGCGCUCCAUGUGGCGGCGGUCCCUGGGGUGGUGCCCCAUGUGGUGGCGCUCCGUGUGGCGGCGGUCCCUGCGGUGGCGCCCCAAGUGGUGGCGGCGGUCCGUGGGGCGGCGCCCCCAUUGGUGGUGGGCCCUGAGGUGGCACUCCAUGUGGGGCAGGCCCCAGCGCCAUUCCCUCUGGUGGCGCACCAUCAGGUGGUGCUCCUGGGGGGGGAGGCCCUGGCCAUGCCAACUGCCACCCCGGCCGCCGCGGACGCGAUCUUUGCCGCCGCACCUCGAUUCGACGGUUCGAGGCUCCAAGAUGCGCUGUCCAAGAACCUGGAUUAA